AUGUUGGAUGUCUGGGGUCACGUGGAAUCCAAGUCGCCGCUUGACUUACUUAAAGCAGACAACUCGACCCUUGACCCUUCUCUUUUCUUCCAGCUUUUCAUUGUUCACCACCAACUCCUGUCCUUUUAUAACAGUAUAAACGUGGAACACUUGCAGGCCGCACUGGGCCUCCUGAAGAAGCUCGGUGUCGAUCCAGUGACUGAGAUCGAGAUAUGUGUCCCGAGCUCCCGGGCUACGAUUGCGGAACGGGCCCUGAACUCUGUCUUCGAAAGACUUCCGCCUCCUGACACCAACCUGUGCAAUGAUUACAAAGACGGUCGGCCUCGAUAUAGGGUAGAUGGGGAGGUCCCAGUUGUUCUGCUUAGCGACCUCGGCCUCGGCGGAGAGACUCCGAAAAUUGUCGAUCAAGAAGAACAUGGCGGACAGUCGCUGUACAGUGACGAGAUCCUCAGCUUCCUCUCCGUCGAACAAAUCAAAUCCCUUCCGAUACUAACUCUUUCGUCCUUUCUCCAAUACCUUGCUGAGCGGAGACACAACACAAUGCACCGAAUCCAACUAGAGCAGCUAGUCGACGCGAUGGGUAUUGAGGAAGAAUGGUGUCACCACAACCUCUUACACGAUGCUCAUGUCCGACCCGUCAUGGAGCUGGUACAAACCAAGAUGGAUCGGGUUGACACGUUUCAGGAUCCUCGGGGAAUGGGCAUCGACACUACUCGCAUUCCUGGCUACCAAUACACUGCCGACUGA
This is a messenger RNA of Fonsecaea nubica, 747 nucleotides long. RefSeq lists its product as hypothetical. The record is from RefSeq and is a predicted model, not a curated record. Lineage: Eukaryota; Fungi; Ascomycota; Eurotiomycetes; Chaetothyriales; Herpotrichiellaceae. Bases 1 to 747 code for a protein of 248 amino acids. The transcript has 2 exons.